AUGCCCUCCACACUAUACUCGGCGACAGCGCCGUCGAUCACACAGGAGUCCGUCGAGGGUGACACCAACUAUGUGGCGCCAACCUUCCCGAUCGGUCCCUUUGUGAAGCACGCCUCGAAUCCAAUCCUGACACCAAAUCCUAAAUAUGACUUCGAGUCGAGCUACUUGUACAAUGCGGCUGCCCUUGUUCUAGGUGGCAGAGUGUUUCUUCUUUACCGCGCACAAAACGAGGCAAAGGUCUCGACGAUUGGCUUGGCCUGGUCAGAUGAUGGCAUCCAUUUCACGCGGCUUGAUCACCCAGUUCUGACGCCAACAGAGGUCUAUGAACAAGGUGGCGGGGUGGAGGAUCCACGGGUGGUCCGCAUCGACGGCGUUGUAUAUAUGACUUAUACGGCGUACGACACAGAGACUGCCCGCCUAUGUCUCGCUACCUCCACGGACCUUGUCCAUUGGAAGAAGUUCCCUCCGUUAUGGCCUGACUGGGACGAAGUGGAAGUGAAACUGUCUGGACGUCAUGCCAUUCGACGAGGUUUCACAAAAGCCGCGUCCAUCUUCCCCGUCGCCGAUUCACGGGGCAAAUACAACAUGCUUUGGGGCGAGUCUUUUGUCUAUCGAGCCGAGAGUACGGAUCUGGUGAACUGGAAGACUCGACCUUUUGAGGAUUGGUUUGCGACUGGUGUGCACCUGUGGGAGAACCGGUUGCUGGAACCCGGGCCAUCGCCUGUCCAGACCAAGGACGGAAAAUGGAUCUUGAUUUACAACUCUGCCACGACUGGAGGUGACAGAUUUCGGAACAACCAAUACUCUAUUGGGCAGAUGCUGAUCGAUUAUGAGAAUCUGGAUCAAGGUCCGUUGGCCCGGCUGGAACAGCCGUGUUUGGAGGUCGAUCAGCAUAAUGAGAAAAGUGGCCAAGUGGAUCAGGUGGUGUUUUGUGAAGGCAUGGUGCAAUUUAAAGGGAGGUGGCUGUUAUAUUUCGGCCAAGGCGACAGCGAGUUGGGUGUGGCAACUGCGGAUGCAGUAUAG
Messenger RNA from Capronia epimyces CBS 606.96, 1023 nucleotides. RefSeq lists its product as uncharacterized. NCBI's taxonomy places the organism in Eukaryota, Fungi, Ascomycota, Eurotiomycetes, Chaetothyriales, Herpotrichiellaceae. Bases 1 to 1023 code for a protein of 340 amino acids. The transcript has a single exon. The record is from RefSeq and is a predicted model, not a curated record.